GAUGGAUCUUCAGCGCCACGCUGUAACGAGCAGUAUCAAUAUCGGCAGCUCAGAACUCCUGUGGAAUCGCUCAUCUGAAGGGCGAUAAGUUGGCUAGCGGGGAAGGCGCGUGCUCUGGAUCCUCGUUCGCUACAAAUCAAGAGCUGGCCCUCCGUCGUGUGGUAUGUCUCCUGGAGGAAGCUCAUGAGCAGACAAACAAGCUCUCUCGUUUGUGAAGUCGAUACUUGCACGGUCAAAACAGAAAGGGAAAACGACUUCGAUCCGCUAAAAUCUUCCUGAAUCACCUAAGGGAUCAGAACGUAAUUGGAUAACAUCUAGCUCGGCAAACUGCAUUAGGCAAGGUGUCAAUAUGGUAGAGGACGACAACAGUGGCGCUGCCGGCAUGGAGGCACUAGGGCUCCCUUCCUCCUUCUCUUUUGGCGGCAGCGGCCCUUCAAGAUCCAAGGAGCACGGCUCCGGAUUACAGCAGACAGAUGCGCCUAACGCGCGUUCGCAGCCACGGCAUGAGCGCGGCGGUGGGCGAGGAUCUGGGCGCGGGCGAGGCGGCCAAGCGCAACAAGGGGUUGGCAGCAGGGGCCGAGGUGGAAGAGUGGGUGGGAGGUCUCACAGUGCCGGGCAAGCGGGCCCAGGCCCAAGGGCAGGUGAGGGAGGUGGAAGAGGAAGAGGCAUCGGUCCUGGCAACCUUAGAUACGUUAUGAAAAGCGACUUGCAGCCUAGUACGGAGCCAGUGGUCUAUUUCAGCCCGCGGAUGCUCGAGGAUCCUUGGGCGAACGUGCUGUUCAAACAGUCGGGCUUGCACAAAGGCAAAGGCCGAGCCGAACCCGGCGGGGCCGAUGUCGGUCCCGCACAGCCCAGGCGAGACGGCCAGAGUCACAGCAACAAAGCGGGGCUACCGUCGCAGGCUGCUGCGUUUGAGCGCGCAGCGACCAGGAACGAGGAGGAGAUCGAAAUUAAUUUGUCGGAUCUCGAUGUUGAUGGUGAAGGGGAUAGUGUCGGACCGCGAGAAGGCGAGCUUGACGUCCAGAGCAAGGCAAGCGGAGGCGAUGGCGGCCACGUCCCCCCGUGGACGAACGAGAGGAUAGACGCGGGGAGUGAUGAUGAUAUUUUGUAGCAAAUGUGGAAGCGUGGUCACAGGCCAACGGUUUUGGUUCCCCUCCCCUUUCCGUUGCCACGACCUCUGUCGGGUAUGUCUGUGCACCCCAUCGUUCAUCAGCGCACACAAGCACGUGCAAUGAGCGCCGUGGACGUCACGGGCCACGUCGAUAUUUUGGAGACAUGAUAGUAGCCAACCCUAACUCCCUCGGUCGCCCAGCUCGGUGCGGACGGCAACCCCGCAAAGAGGUA
This is a messenger RNA of Tilletiaria anomala UBC 951, 1344 nucleotides long. RefSeq lists its product as uncharacterized. The transcript has 3 exons. Lineage: Eukaryota; Fungi; Basidiomycota; Exobasidiomycetes; Georgefischeriales; Tilletiariaceae. The record is from RefSeq and is a predicted model, not a curated record. Bases 350 to 1111 code for a protein of 253 amino acids.